CCCACGAAGGUGGCUGCCAUCUCUCCCGCUCGGCAUCAUGGCUGCCCUCAGACCUCUGGUGAAGCCCAAGAUUGUCAAAAAGAGGACCAAGAAGUUCAUCCGCCACCAGUCAGACCUAUAUGUCAAGAUUAAGCAGAACUGGCGGAAACUCAGGGGCAUCAACAACUGGGUGCGGAGGAGAUUCAAGGGCCAGAUCUUGAUGCCCAACAUUGGUUAUGGGAGCAACAAGAAAACAGAGCACAUGCUGCCCAGGGGCUUCCGGAAGUUCCUGGUCCACAACGUCAAGGAGCUGGAAGUACUGCUCAUGUGCAAUAAGUCUUACUGUGCCGAGAUCUCCCACAACGUUUCCUUCAAGAACCGAAAAGCCAUCGUGGAACGAGCAGCCCAGCUGGCCAUCAGAGUCACCAAUCCCAAUGCCAGGCUGCGUAGUGAAGAAAACGAAUAGAUGUCUCACAUACACUUUUUAUUUGUGCUUAAAUAAAC
Messenger RNA from Perognathus longimembris pacificus (Pacific pocket mouse), 483 nucleotides. Its product is annotated as 60S ribosomal protein L32-like. The coding region runs from base 38 to 445 and encodes 135 amino acids. NCBI's taxonomy places the organism in Eukaryota, Metazoa, Chordata, Mammalia, Rodentia, Heteromyidae. Gene Ontology annotation, molecular function: structural constituent of ribosome. The record is from RefSeq and is a predicted model, not a curated record. Gene Ontology annotation, biological process: translation. The transcript has a single exon. Gene Ontology annotation, cellular component: ribosome; cytosolic large ribosomal subunit.